ACAGCUGUCAAAGUGGUCCCAGAAGUUGCCCAGAUAUAAAAGUUUGUACGGAGGAAGUAUUAAAUGAAUUAAAUGCGAUAUAUGGCCUAUAACUUGGUAAAAUAACUGUUUAUAGCCUAGAGUUCCUCAACUUUUUACGUGAAGUGAAGUUUUCAGUGCAAAUAGAAUGCCUGUUAAAAACGAGGGAGACGCAACCGAUGGCGAGGAUGUUUCUGGAGCCGAGUCUGAACAUUCAAAUUCUAGUCAGGGACGAGAGUCCACUGAUGAAGAGGCCAAUGAAAUGGAUUCGGAUGACUCCUCGGAAAUGGAUGCCAUUGAAAUGGAAAGAAUUCGUUCCGAACAUGUUGAAGAUUUAGCUAGCCUUGAAUUACAAUUUGAUCAACUGCGGGAGCUGUAUUAUCAAGAACGCAACAAACAAAACGAACAACAAAUUGCGGAUGUUCGUAGUGGACGUUCAGAAGAGUACUUAAUACCAUUGAGAGAAUUGGACAAAGCCUUUCGCAAUCGCGUUGAAGUUGCAGACAAGCUGCGAAAAUUUCGUUUGGAAAAUAUCGAACAUAAGUACCAAUCAGAGGAACAAGCAGCGUUGCAGCAUUUUGAGAGUGAAAAACAACUAUUGCUCGAUCAAAUGGAGGAAGAAAUUAUUGAGAAAAUAAGACGUCUGGAAGAAGACCGAAAUAAUGUUGAUAUAUCUUGGUCUGAUUGGGCUGUAGACAGGCGUGCAAGUAAAGUACGUGGCCCGGGAAGAAAAAAGGCAGUCACGGUCACCGGUCCCUACAUUGUAUACAUGCUGCGUGAUGAAGACAUUAUGGAAGAUUGGACCACGAUACGAAAAGCUCUUAAGCGGUCUGCGGCGACAGCAGUCGCUUCUGUGGCCAUAUGAUAAUUUUUAAGAUGUACUGAAGAUGUAUUUAAUAGAUUUAAUCUCUCCCCUAGUUUCUAAUAUUUUUGCAAUAUAUUCGUAUUGAAGUUUAAUAAUUCAUCCAAAAAGCAAUUCUAUAUGUUGAAGUUCCUCAGGG
Molecule: messenger RNA, 1019 nt
Organism: Rhagoletis zephyria (snowberry fruit fly)
Lineage: Eukaryota; Metazoa; Arthropoda; Insecta; Diptera; Tephritidae
Gene: Brms1
Product: breast cancer metastasis-suppressor 1-like protein
Source: RefSeq, a predicted model, not a curated record